AUACAGCCUAACAUUUACGCACAAUAGCAGGCGCUGCCUUCCUUGUGCCGUCACCAUCUCAACUCUGAUAACGACCGCCAUGAGCCAACGAAAGCCGUCCAACACGCAGGGGGAGAAUGGGAACGGGAACGGGGAGACGACGAAGGCGGCGGCGCUGCAGCAGUACAACGACACCGAGGGCCACUUCUCGCUGGUCAGGAACUUCCGCCUAGCGGAUCUGGUCACCAUCAUGAACGGCGUGUGCGGGUCGUUCUCGGUGUUCUCGUCUGCGCGGUACAUCCUCACGAAUGACCACGACUACUUGUGGUCCGCCCUCAUGUUCCCCCUUGCGGGACUCAUGUUUGACUUUCUCGACGGAAAGGUAGCGCGGUGGAGGAGGGAGAGUAGUAUGCUCGGACAGGAGCUUGACAGUCUGGCUGACCUGAUCUCUUUCGGCGUUGCCCCAGCUCUUGUUGCGUUCGUGGUGGGACUACGAACGUAUCUCGACACUGUAGUCCUCACCGGCUUUAUCUGCUGCGGACUUGCUCGCCUAGCCCGCUUCAACGCAACUGUAGCGCUGGUACCGAAGGACAAGUCUGGCAAAGCAAAAUACUUCGAGGGCCUCCCCAUCCCAUCUUCGCUCAUCCUUGUCGGCGUCCUUUCGGUCUGGACAAAACUGGGUUGGAUCGAGGGUCAAGCCGGCGUUCCCUGGGGCACCAUCACGCUCUGGGGCAAGCAGGGAGGAAGCGGAGAGAUUCAUCUGGCUAGCAUUGUGUUUGGCUGCUGGGCCGCUGCUAUGGUCAGCAAGACGUUGAAGGUGCCGAAAAUCUGAAGUGCAGGGAGACUUAUGGACAAUGAUGUGGUGAUACUCGUACUAUAGAACCUGGAUACAGACGGUAUUGCUAAUGCGCACACACUCAAUCAAAGUAGUUACGUGGUGCUAUUAUGACUCCCGAUUCACCUUGGAUUUCAGUAGCGUUACAUUCACUGUGCACUGUGACCUAGG
This is a messenger RNA of Gloeophyllum trabeum ATCC 11539, 985 nucleotides long. Its product is annotated as phosphatidylserine synthase. Gene Ontology annotation, molecular function: phosphotransferase activity, for other substituted phosphate groups. The coding region runs from base 80 to 811 and encodes 243 amino acids. NCBI's taxonomy places the organism in Eukaryota, Fungi, Basidiomycota, Agaricomycetes, Gloeophyllales, Gloeophyllaceae. Gene Ontology annotation, biological process: phospholipid biosynthetic process. The transcript has 3 exons. The record is from RefSeq and is a predicted model, not a curated record. Gene Ontology annotation, cellular component: membrane.